Closterium sp. NIES-67 is the source of this 2488-nucleotide messenger RNA. NCBI's taxonomy places the organism in Eukaryota, Viridiplantae, Streptophyta, Zygnematophyceae, Desmidiales, Closteriaceae. The record is from the annotation of a GenBank genome assembly.
CAUGAUCUCAGUGGUAAAUUCCCGAUGUGUGUAAUGAGUCUAUUUUUACUAUCGUUACACACGUUGCUGAACCACGAUCUCAGUGGCGAAUUCCCGCAGUCGGUGGGGGGCUUUCGAUCAGCACACUGGCAGUGUAGAGGUACCCUUGAUGUUUCUAUAUUGGUAGGGGACGGGUACCAUCCCAUUUCUUUUAACACUUUCAACUGAUUCGAAGGCCACAGGAUAUUGUAUCAUUGACUCCUUAUAAUAAUCUGCGACAUUUAUCCAAGGCCAACAACUGCCAAUUUGCAGCCAUGGAUCGCGGAGCUCCAAGCUACCAGAGCACCCUGAAUCGACCACUCGGUUAUCCUCAAGGACCGUCCGGCGGUUACUCCCAGGGAAUGUCGUCCGGUUCCGUCGCUCCGCAGUACAGCACAGGCUCGAACCCUCAACUGAACCCGAGCCCAUACCUGGGGUCGAGCCCUUACCCGGGGUCGAACCCUCCUUAUUCGGGACUGAAUCCCGCCGUGCCUCAAUACUCGACCUCGUCGAGCGGUGGCUUUCAGCUGACAGGCAAUCCGAGCAGCCAGCUUGAGGGAGCGACUUUGGGGGGUACUAACCCUAGCGUGGCAGCAUCCGUUUCCCCGUUUCCGCACCAAUACGGUCAGCCGCAGCAGCAGCAGCAGCAGCAGGAGUCGAACCAGCAGAGGUACCAGUACUUGAACCAGCAGCAGCAGGUGCAGCAGCCGCAGCAUCAUCAGCAGCAGCAGCAGGAGCAGCAGCAGCAGCAACUUCAGCAGCAGCAUAAGCAGCAGCAACAUGUCGGGUCUGGAGCUGUAGCCAUGCAAGACGCCAAUGCGUUGUGGGAGCGAAUCGAAACCCUAGAGGCGGAUCUGCGCAGUGCACGGCUGGAGGCAGCAAGGGCGAGAGCUGCUCUGGAGGCGCAAGAGCACCGAUGCGCCGGCCUGGUGGAGGAUGUGCGACGUUUGGAGUCGGAUCGAGCACUGCUCAAGAAGCAGGUGGACGCCUUCGCCUCUCAGCUGCACCUCACCAACUCGCAGCUCGCUCAGGCCCAGGCUGCUCUGCAGGCUGCGGAUGAGCAGAGCAAGGCGCACUCCAGCAAGUCAGGGGAGCAGACGGCAUCGCUGCGCAAGGCAGUGGAGGCAGCAGGCAUUGAGAGGGAUGCAGCCGUGCUGGCUAAGGAGGACUUGGCAUCGCAGGUGCGGGUGCUGAAGAGACGACUGCAGGAGGCAGAGGAGGAGCAGUGCAAGGCAGAAGAAGCAUCAGCUGCACUAGCAGCGGAGCUGAGAGCGUUGCAGCACUCAGCAGAGGCCACAGUGGAUAGGGCAGGUGCGGCGUUUGCUCCCGACCCGGACCAGCUCAGGGUUGCCGAAGCUGCUAGGGAUGCUGCCAAGGCUGAGUUGCAGGACGUGCGGCAUGAACUGACAGGCAUGCGGCAGCAGCUGAUAGCGGAGAGGCAGAGAGUGGCAGUGGCGUCUGGGAGCAAGGAGGAGGUUGAGAAGGAGCUGGCAACCGUGCAGGCGAAGCUGCAGGAGGCGUUGGAGGCCCAGGAGAGGCUCAAGAAGAACGUCAAGGGGGAGGUUCGGCAGGAGGAGGAGGGGAACAUCAGGUCCGCCAUCGAGGCUGAGGUUCGGCAGAAGCUGGAAGCGGAGGUCAGGGAAGAGGCUGAGAGUGAGUUUCGGAAGAAAGUGGAGGCCGAGGUUCGGCAGGACGUGGAGGGGAAGAUUCGUAAAGAGCUUGAAGCGGAGGUUCGGGAGAAGGUGAAGGUUGAGGUUCGGGAGGACCUAGGAGGAAAAUCUGGGGGAAUUGCAGAGGACUCAAAGGCCAGCAGUCAAGGAGAAGUGGAGGAGGGGGUUCAAGUGACUUCUGCGAGCGAUGAGGCUCGGAAAGAGAUCGAAGCAGCCGCUGUGGCUCGGACGCGGCAGGAGGCGAAGGAAGAGGCUCGGAAAGAGGUUCGGGAAGAGCUGCGGUCGGAGCUUCGGCAAGAAAUUGAGAAGCAGGUCCGGGGCGAGGUGACGGAGAAGAUCCGGGAGGAGGUGCGGAGGCAGGUUGAAGCAGAGGCAAGGUCAGAGGCAAAGGAUCAGAGUGAAGUGAAAGCAGUACAAGAGGUUACAGAGGGUGCUUCUUCUUCUGCUGCUGCUUCUGCUGCUGCUGGCCCAGCAAAGCAGACAGACGGGGAAGGUGUGGGAGUAAGAGGAAGGGAGGAAGUGGGAAGUGGAGUUUUGGCUGGGAAGGGAGAAGGAGAAGGAAAAGGAAAUGGUGUGGAGGGAGGAGGGGGAUCAGAGGGGGGAGAUGGGAGCCAGGCUGUAGUGCAAUUUGCGGAAGAGCUUGUGAGACUGAAGGAGGAGAGGGAGAGAGCAGAAGCGGAGCGGGCUCAGCUGAAGCAGCAGGUGGAGAAGCUGUCGGCCUCGCUGGCUAAGAAGGAGAAGGCACGGCUCAGGCUGCUCUCUGAGUCCAGCUGAGGUGAUUCUUUGCCAUACUUAAGUAU